This is a messenger RNA of Rattus rattus (black rat), 3563 nucleotides long. It is a transcript of the gene Ankh, whose product is annotated as ANKH inorganic pyrophosphate transport regulator. The transcript is spliced from 12 exons. Gene Ontology annotation, biological process: phosphate ion transmembrane transport. Gene Ontology annotation, cellular component: membrane. The record is from RefSeq and is a predicted model, not a curated record. NCBI's taxonomy places the organism in Eukaryota, Metazoa, Chordata, Mammalia, Rodentia, Muridae. Gene Ontology annotation, molecular function: phosphate transmembrane transporter activity. Bases 296 to 1774 code for a protein of 492 amino acids.
GUCAGCAGAAGCCUCUGCUGCCGCCGCCGCCGCCGCUGCCGCUGCCGCUGUCCCUGUCCCUCCUCUCUUUCUCCCCGGCAGAUCUUUGUUGUGUGGGAGGGCAGCGGGGAUGGACUUGAGCUCGCGGCUCUUCUGCUAGAGCAGCCGCGCUUGGAGAGGACGCCGCCGCCGCGAGCAGCCGCCGCCCCAGGCCCCGCCAGCCGCGGCCUCCGUCCCCACGCCGCGCUCCGCGCGCCUCCCAGCACAGUGCCCUCGCGGCGGCAGAUGAGUGUGGGGUCAGCCCACGGCGGGGACUAUGGUGAAAUUCCCGGCGCUCACGCACUACUGGCCCCUGAUCCGGUUCCUGGUGCCCCUUGGCAUCACCAACAUAGCCAUCGACUUCGGGGAGCAGGCCUUGAACCGGGGCAUUGCUGCAGUCAAGGAAGAUGCAGUAGAGAUGCUGGCCAGCUAUGGGCUGGCGUAUUCUCUGAUGAAGUUCUUCACGGGACCCAUGAGUGACUUCAAGAAUGUGGGCCUGGUGUUUGUGAACAGCAAGAGAGACAGGGCCAAAGCUGUCCUAUGCAUGGUGGUGGCUGGUGCCAUUGCUGCUGUCUUCCACACCCUGAUAGCCUACAGUGACUUAGGGUACUACAUCAUCAACAAGCUACAUCAUGUGGACGAGUCUGUGGGGAGCAAAACACGAAGGGCCUUCCUGUAUCUCGCUGCCUUCCCUUUUAUGGAUGCCAUGGCGUGGACUCAUGCUGGCAUUCUCUUAAAACACAAAUACAGUUUCCUGGUGGGAUGUGCCUCAAUCUCCGAUGUCAUAGCUCAGGUUGUGUUCGUAGCCAUUUUACUUCACAGUCACCUGGAAUGCCGAGAGCCGCUGCUCAUCCCCAUCCUGUCUCUGUACAUGGGUGCACUUGUGCGCUGUACCACGCUGUGCCUGGGCUACUACAGGAACAUCCACGACAUCAUCCCUGACAGGAGCGGCCCAGAGCUGGGGGGCGACGCAACCAUAAGAAAGAUGCUGAGCUUCUGGUGGCCUCUGGCUCUGAUUCUGGCCACGCAGCGCAUCAGCCGGCCCAUUGUCAACCUCUUUGUGUCCCGGGAUCUUGGUGGCAGCUCUGCUGCUACAGAGGCAGUGGCCAUUCUGACAGCUACCUACCCCGUGGGUCACAUGCCAUAUGGCUGGUUGACAGAAAUCCGUGCUGUCUACCCUGCUUUUGACAAGAAUAACCCCAGCAAUAAACUGGCCAACACGAACAACACGGUCACCUCGGCCCACAUCAAGAAGUUCACCUUCGUCUGCAUGGCACUGUCACUGACGCUCUGUUUUGUAAUGUUCUGGACCCCCAACGUCUCUGAGAAGAUUUUGAUAGACAUCAUUGGAGUGGACUUCGCCUUUGCAGAACUCUGCGUCAUUCCUCUGCGUAUCUUCUCCUUCUUCCCAGUGCCAGUGACUGUGAGAGCUCAUCUCACUGGAUGGUUGAUGACACUUAAGAAAACCUUUGUCCUGGCGCCCAGCUCCGUGCUGCGGAUCAUCGUCCUCAUCACCAGCCUUGUGGUCCUGCCUUACCUGGGGGUGCAUGGAGCCACACUAGGUGUGGGCUCCCUUCUAGCAGGGUUUGUGGGAGAGUCUACCAUGGUUGCCCUCGCAGCAUGCUAUGUGUAUCGAAAGCAGAAAAAGAAGAUGGAGAAUGAGUCAGCCACCGAGGGGGAAGACUCAGCCAUGACCGACAUGCCUCCAACAGAGGAGGUGACAGACAUCGUAGAGAUGAGAGAGGAAAAUGAGUAAGCACGGGCCACCAGGGGCACUACAGGGACAGUCAGGACAACAGUCGUCUCUUCCCUCCUCCUCCCACAAGUUGUUUUCUGUUGUUUAAUUUUUAUUCUUGGUUAUGAAAGAGGCCUUGAUUUAGAGGUUUCGUAUAAAUUCUCUAGCAUACUGGGUAUGCUCACCGAUGCAGGGACCUGAAGAAAGGUCUUUACUGUCGCUUUGUAACUCAGAACUGCUGACUUCAUGCCCCUGCCUCACAAAACCCAAAAGAUAGAGCUGCCUCUUGGCCGACGUUUCUACCCCUUGGACAAUCUCCACUUUGGAACCAAAGGACUUGGGCUGUGCCGCUGCCUCUUGGGCCAGACUCUUUUCCGUUCGUGUUUGUCUCCUAAGAAUCAACAGGUUGAAGCUCAGCCUCUCUUGACUUGCUCCCCAAUAAUGUUGCUCUAAGACACGUGACCCGGUGGCCAUCGCACCCCUUUUCACUCUAGAGUCAAGAACUGUCUGCAGCGCACACCGGUGGGCCCCAGGCUGCGGCCCACAGUCUCCCUGCUCCCAGAGGAAGAGCUGGUAGCCAUGUUGGGCCAACAUAAUGGAAAUUUAAUCUCCUGUAGAAAUUGGAUCAGUCACAAACUGACUUGAUCGCCAGCAUCUCGUUGUUUUCCUGGUUUCGCUGAGUUGCCACGCCCCACAGUGUAUAUACAUGAGCUGACUUUUCCGUUGUCAUGGGAGUGCAGCUCCAAUGUCAGCAUCCUUCCUUCCGCAUGAGUUUCCCUGAAGGCUUGCUUUUACUCGCCUUCCCUGAAGAUGGCACUAGAGCGAGAAGUGGAGCGUUCUAACUGUCCAUUUCUCUAACUGUCCAUUUCCGUUUUUACAGUGAGCAGAGCUUUAAGUCGUAAUCUAGCAUUCUAAUGCCAGGUUCUUGUCUCGUAACUUCUGAUGUAGACGUGUUACCUGCUUCUGCCGUUCAUUCAUAGCUCUGCAGGACAGGUAACAAUAUGGUACUCCCCUCCACACCAUAAAGCAAGACAUUUUAUAAACAAGUAUCAAAGUCACUAUGUGAUACCCCAGAAAUAAUGCAUUGGAAAUCCACUUAGUGCAGUAUAUUUUUCUAAGUUUUGGAAAGCGGGUUUUUUCCUUUAAAAAAAUUAUGGAUACAGUUCACUAAAUUCCUGAUUUAGUCAAAGUAACUAGACUGAAAGAACCUAAACAAAACAAAUAUUUUAAAGAUAUAAAUAUAUGCUGUAUAUGUUAUGUAAUUUAUUUUAGGCUAUAAUACAUUUCCUAUUUUCGCAUUUUCAAUAAAAUGUCUCUAAUACAAUUCAGUGAUUGCCUCCGUGCUCCACAUACCUACAGCUUACUUGUGUGUACCAGUGACCGCUGUAUGUUACAGCUGUUUUACACGUCCUUUGUGUAUGAAUGUAAGGGCCUACAGAUGCCAAGAAAUCAAGUUUUCAUGAUGGGCAACCUCGGGAGAAAACGGACCCACCAGUGCAGACAGGCAAAGGCAGGAAGGGCAGAGGAAGGGCAGAAGGCAGACCUCGAAUGCUUAUUACUUCGGUGCCGUGUGACCCUCAGGUUAAGACUGUCAGGGCAGAGGCUGCCUGUCAGCUACACAGGCUUGCAUUCCCAUUUCUAGAUACCCAAUGCCCUUCACAUGUGCCCACCAUGGGAACAGGUCCUGUGUGCUUCCACAGAUGCUUGUGGGUGACUUCAGGGGCAGAGCUGAAAGAUAACUGAAAGUCUUAAUUGUAUUGGCUUUUUAAAGUACAUGACUAGAAAAUUAAACAGCAAUAUUUUUUAAAAA